Messenger RNA from Dimorphilus gyrociliatus, 853 nucleotides. NCBI's taxonomy places the organism in Eukaryota, Metazoa, Annelida, Polychaeta, Dinophilidae. The record is from the annotation of a GenBank genome assembly.
CUAUACCAGUUUAUGUAUUCAACUGGAAGUCAUGCCGCUUAUAAUUCUAAGCGGUUUUCCAAGUAGUGGUAAAAGUAAGAUCGCCAAUGAAUUAGUGAAGUUUUUUACUGAAGAUAAACAAAAGAAUGUCAAGCUCUUCGGUGAUGAUCAAUUAAAAAUAAAAAAGAAUGCUGUGUACUCUAAUUCGCAUCAAGAAAAAGAGGUUAGGGGUAAUCUGAAAUCGUUUGUGCAAAGACAUUUAUCUAAAGAUUGCUUAGUUAUUUUGGACUCAUUAAAUUACAUAAAAGGGUAUCGAUAUGAACUAUUUUGCGUAACCAAAUCUUGUCAGACACCUCAAUGCGUUAUACACGUCGCAACAAGUAUCGAUAAGUCGAGAGAGUGGAACUCUCAACGCCAGGAAGAUGAGAAAUAUGAGGAGUCUAUCUUUGACGGUCUGGUUCAAAGGUAUGAAUGCCCCGAUUCAAUGAAUCGUUGGGAUUCUCCAUUGAUAACUAUACCGUCAGAAGAGAAGGUUCCCGUUGAGGAAAUUUUUGAAGCUUUAUACGUUCGAAAACCACCUCCAGCGAAUAUGUCAACACAAUCCCAACCACUCUCAGAUGGAAAUUUUAUGCAAGAACUGGAUGGUAUCACCCAGCGUAUUGUAAGCGCAAUUAUUGAUGCUCAAAAAACUUCAGUCAUCGGAGAUUAUGUUACCAUAAAGAAUGCGAGAGAUAAAGUUCAUCUAACUAAACACUUUACAUUAGCAGAACUUCAAAGAAAACGAAGGCAGUAUAUCUCUUUUACCAAAACUCAUCCUAUCGAUAUAGAUAAGAUUCCAACAAUGUUUGUACACUUUAUAAACAAGAUUGACUGA